Messenger RNA from Pleuronectes platessa (European plaice), 933 nucleotides. Its product is annotated as odorant receptor 131-2-like. The transcript has a single exon. The record is from RefSeq and is a predicted model, not a curated record. Bases 1 to 933 code for a protein of 310 amino acids. Gene Ontology annotation, molecular function: G protein-coupled receptor activity. Gene Ontology annotation, biological process: G protein-coupled receptor signaling pathway. Gene Ontology annotation, cellular component: membrane. NCBI's taxonomy places the organism in Eukaryota, Metazoa, Chordata, Actinopteri, Pleuronectiformes, Pleuronectidae.
AUGCAGAAUCUGACUGAACUUCCAACCAACGGAACCUCCCACAGGAGCCUGUCUGUGAUCAUCAAGGUGUGUGUGGUCAUCCCCUUCUUCUGCGUCUUCCUGUUCUGCAUCGCUGUCAUGCUGCACAUCUUUGCGUCCCACAGGCAGUUCCUGGACACGUCCCGCUACAUCCUGUUCGCCACCAUGCUGGUCAACGACACCCUCCAGCUCAUGACCUCUGUGCUACUCUUCCUCUUUAUCAUGGGUCGGGUGAACUUUGCUCUGGUAUACUGUGUUCCCCUGCUCUUCAUAUCCACCGCCACCUUCCAGAACACCCCCUUAAUCCUGGCCACCAUGUCACUUGAGCGUUACAUUGCCAUCAUCUACCCCCUGCGACGGCCGGCCUCCUGGCGCUCAGACCGUAUCUGGAUCAUUAUUCUGUCUCUCUGGUUCAUCAGCUGCAUCUUACCUGUCAUUGACUUCUCCAUCGGGAAACGUGAUCCUUCUGUGAAUAUCCUCUCCACCCCUGUGAUUUGCAAAACUACUGUUGUCAACCCGUCUCCGAUCCAGACAUUGGUCAAAGCUGCUGUCAGUUUGCUCUUCUUUGCAGUGGUCGCUGUCAUCAUCCUCUUUACAUAUGUGAGAAUCCUGCUGGAGACCAGGAAGCUGAGACAGGACAGAGUGUCCGUGAGUAAAGCCAUGCACACGGUGCUGCUGCACGGCUUCCAGCUGCUGCUGUGCAUGCUGGCCUUCGGCAAUCCCAUCACUGAGUCUCUCAUAGUGCUGCAUGCCAACUGGCCUCCAGAAGAUAUCGCCUUUUUUAAUUACUUCUGUUUCAUCUUGAUCCCACGUUUUCUGAGUCCGCUCAUCUACGGCUUCAGAGACCAGAGUCUCAGGGGCUACAUCGGGAAAACGUUCCUCUGCUGCUCAAAGAAAGUCAAACCCUGGUCAUAG